UUUUCGCAAUUUGGUUUGUCUUAGCAAUUGAUUUAUCUUUUUUUUUUUUCUUUUUAUUUUAUCAUUGCGAACAUAAACUUUGCUUUAACUUAUAAGCGAUCAAGCUAAAGGUAAUCAAUGAGGACGCACCGUUUACAUUGAUUUCUAUUACGUAGAGGAAUGAGGAAGCUUUAUAAACAUGAGCUUUUGACGCAACGUAAAUAUAUGACAGUCAGCUGCAUCAUACGACCGGAAUAGUGGUAGUCGAACUCGUCACGAGGUUGCGAUGUCAAUGAUUCGAGAUGUUAAACAAACCUGCACUUUAUGUGAUCAGUUGGACAUGAUGCAAUAAUCAUGUUCCGAAUCUUAUAAUAUUAACUUAAUUUCGCUUAUAUGUAUAAUAUAAUUAUAAUUAUACGAAAUAUAUCAAGUUUUGACAGAAUAAAUUUGAUAAAAUAUAGUUAAAGUAAAAAAAUUAGAGCAAGAAACGUGGUAAUCACCGCAUGAGUGAUUAGUUUCGUGAUUCGAUUGAACGAGUGGCACAAUCGAAAAUCACGGGAAUAACUAGAUGAAAGAGGAAACAAGUGGUGCGUGUCGUUUCGUGGCAAAAUGUGCUGUGGCCAACAAUGCAUGAAGAAAACGUUCGAUUACAGUGCGGUUUAAUUAUUUUCGAAAGUUAUCUCGUAUGUGGGGAUCAGAUAUAAAUCAGUAUGUCCUAAUGCGCGAGGAUUCGUUGUUGGUUCGAUGUCAUUUUUGUGCAACCCUGUGUAUGUCAUCGUGCUCAUUGAAUUGCUUUGUCUGAAUGGGGUGGCGGUGAACGACCGUUUCUAGGUCGGUCGAGAGAUUCACUGGAGCUUAAUUGACGCGGGAUUCGAGGGAUUCUAGGAGCGAGUCGAGGAAAAUUGGGACAUCGAGCGCGGACAUUUCCGCGCGGAAUUCGGGACAAAGGUUCCUCUCCAUGAGAUCUAACGUCGGUCAAGAAACAUCGUUUCUUCUCUCUCGCCUCGAUUGCAUCGCUCAGUGUCGAUCGUUCCACGUCAAAUGUGAAAACGGUGCGGGUCAAAUUGGGUCACCACAGAAAGAUAUCUCACAGUGAUCAGGCAAACGAAAAUUUUAAACGAAAAUUUUAAACAGAAGGAAAAACCUAAUCGUAUCGUGUAAACGGGAACAAACAUUUGUUGUGCGUGUGCGCGUGUAAUACGUGUGAUCGUUAAUUCGACAUGUUUUGUUUCCAAACACCGUUCACACGCGCCUCACGCGUGCUUGUAUCAUCCUUGUCUUCUAAUAAAACGAAGACUUCCUCCAUGAGCAUCAUUCUUCCAGUGAAUAAGAAUUCUAAAUGCGACGGACAAGAUUCGGAAGUUGCUAGCGAAGGCUCUGGCUCAUCAAUCGGGUAUAUUGAUCAAGAACCUCUGGUCUCUGACACGAGUAGCACGGACAGUACACUUCCCGAUAUCAAAGCGGAUUAUUUGGAUCCGGAGACGUUGUCACCUGGGCCGGAUUCCUUGACGGCACCAUCUUCCGUGAUCAUCGUCGAGAACGGUAUAGACGAAUCAAACGAUCGCAAUGUACUUUUAAAAGAUAACGAACGGAAUAACCACGUGAUCCCUUCCUCCAUACCCGAAAAGCAAUCGUACAGUAACAGACGGUGCAAGAAAUUGCUUCUCCGUCUUCGUUCCAACGAUUCCUCGAGUAACAAAGAAGAGAAUUUGGACGCGGUUAACGAUUCGAUUGAACCCGUAUCGCCCAUCUCGAACAAAGAACGCGGGGACGAAGAGAGAGAGUACAAAAGCGGGAAAACGACGACGUUGCUCACGAACUCGUCGCCGUCGGUGCUGAUCGAUUCCGUCGAGUCGGAAGAGGACGCGUUAAGAAACACGAGAGUGACAGCCGUAUCCGAGAACGAUAUAUCCUCGUUGCAAAAUGCGUUCAGCGAGUCGGAGAAAAAGAAUAUAUUCGAUCAGGAAACGGAAACAGAGACGGAGGAAGGAUCCUCGUUGCCGUUGAGCCCUGCUGGCCCGUCCACCGGUGCUUUAUCUUCGUCGACUGUACCCUAUUACAAUUUUCUCUGCGUGAAUGGUGGAACUAUGCGGCAAGAGAUGACCAGCACCAGCUCCCCGCAAUUGUCCUCGAAUAGCAACCAUAGAUCAAGCGCCGAAUCGACGCCGGUCGACGCUUGCAACUCGUUCAACGUGGAAAACAGUUCUAGAAUAGACACGUUGAAGCCAGAGAGUUUGGAAAGCACAUUUUGCUUACCGGCCGCUAGAUCUUGCCCCAAUCUGGAGAGGCAGAGUGCUGGUUGUUCGCCUACCAGCGGAUCCUCUGCUUCUAGCCCUAGCCCAGGCCCUGUCGGGCCUAGGUUUAAACCGAUAGAGGAGGGCGACAUUCAAGUGUGCUUCUUGAAUUAUACGAAUCUGGUGAAAAAAAUAUUGUCGAGCAAAUACUUGAGAAGAUGGGAAACGCAUCAUCUUUAUUUGAACGAUACAUGCAUCUCGUCUAAGACGCGAACGGGAUUUUUUCGACAACCGAUACCGUAUAGCAAUAUGUCAGAUAUACGGAAAUACGCUGUUACAAGAUGGGAUCCUACUUACAAGAACUGCCUUAGCAUAGUUCUACCAAACAGUUCUCUUCUUCUCCAAGCGAAUAAUGCUUAUACAAGGGACCAAUGGUAUCAUUCGAUACUAUGGAAGAGAAGUAUUUUCAAAUAUCAGCAUCUAGUGUCUCUAAAUACUCGGGAGGAAGUGAUCAUCAAGGAGUUAAAGUCGAUGGUGGAUUUCGCGUUAUGGACAUCGCUUCAAGACGAGAGAGUGUCGGUAGCACCGUUGGAAGCCGUCGCGAAGCAUUUGGAGGAUUCCGUCGUCGAAUCUCCAAUCGAAAAAAAUUCGGAAAAAUCAAGCGAGGAAAUAUCUCGAUAUCAAAACGAUCGUAAACAUUGGGCAGAAGUUAUCCUCUCCGUGGUCUCUCCACUUUUGGAUAAAGUAGCGCUUCCAGUUUGUUUGACGAGAGUUCUUGUGAAGCUGGCACAACAACAUCCGCAGUCGUCCUUGGUUACGGCCAUAAGUCCGGCGAUCACGAGAUGUUUAAAGCACACGGUGGAUUUCGGCAAAUCUUUGGAUAUGAGGAAACUGUUACAAGUGUUUAUAGCCUCCCUACACGCGACAGGCGGAGAGCAAGCUAUUAGGGAUUACAUUGCUUCGAUUCACGGAUCUGGUAGCGAUUGUCCUCAUCCAAGAGUGCUUCCUAAUUUAGUGUCUGUCUGUGUCGCUGCGAUUUUUCAUAGGUUUGAAGUGGCCAAACGUUCUUUACCAGAAAACGAGAAAUCGUCGACUUUACCUCCAUUGGAUUGUUAUUUGUUGGUGCUAAAUAUUGCAUCAGAAUACGCCGAUUGGAGGCCAGAAAUGGGUGCUUUGUUGCAACCUGUGCCAUUUCCGGACGAAGCUUUUGCAUUGAAAGAGGUUCAACAAUCUAUAUUAAUGUGCGUGAUAAACCGUUUGGCAAAAGACACGAGGUGCGUUGUUCAUCGUGUUCUACUUCCGGUCAGGGAAUCUAGACCUGGAUGGAUCCAUAUUGCUGCGCCAUCCAGUCCAGAUUGCCCUGAUCAAGGAGAAUUAUUUGGUGAAAUGUUAACAACUUUGCUGGCAUGCUGUUGCCGAAGAAAGAAGUUUAUCAGCUGGCUGACCAAGCAGGUACGCGAUGAUUGUAUAUUAUUGGCGGUAAGAGAUUGUGAAGCUGCCCAAGAAGCUCUUUGCUUGAUGUUAGAAUGGCAUUUGUUGUCGAGUAAAGAAGCUAAAUUGCAAAUAGUCAGUGCGUUGGAAUCGACCACCUCGGGUAAAGAACGUUAUGUUGCUCUUUGCCAAAGACAAAAGAAUUUACAGCAACUGCUGCGAAAAGGAGGUCCUAGACGAUUAACAUUACCAGCCCGUGCAACAGAUGCAGACGUCGCUCUUCUUUUGAAUGGUAGAGCUCUUGGCAGUCUGGAAUAUCUCAGCUUGGCUUUUACCUCAGUCACUUCAGCUUGCGCUGAGCAGUUAAUCAAAUUACCAGCCUUAAGGCAUUUAAACUUGUGGGCUACACAAUUUGGUGAUGCAGGCCUACAAAUGAUCAGUGAACAUCUGCAAAAGUUGCAGGUUCUGAAUCUUUGUGAAACCCCUGUUUCUGAUAAAGGAAUCUCUACCUUAGCCUCGUUGACGAGCUUAAGGAAACUGAAUCUGAACAGCACCAAGCUCUCUGUUCAAACAUUUGAAUCCCUGAAGAAAUGUUUACCAGCUUUGCAAGAGUUUGACGUAAGAUAUACGGAUGCUUGGUAACCAGAACUUUUAUCCUAUAUUGAAUCGAAUUAUUCCAAUAAUAACUUCAUCAUCAAAGAGAAAAGACAAAGUUGGUUAGAUAAGAUUUAGAUAAAUGAAGUUAAAGCAGUAAAACAUACGAGUCAAACUAUUUCGAAGCAUUUCGUGUGUAACUGUUUUAUAAGUGAAACAAGAAUGUUAUUUAAAUCUAACGGAUAAUAAUAUACGAUGGUGAAAUCGAAAUGGAUGGAAUCUCUUAGAGAGAGAGAGAGAGAGAGAGAGAGAGAAAGAGAGAAAGAGAGAUUUAUGAAGUGCGUGGAUAUCGUCUUCUUCGUUUGCAUGAAUGAAAGAAUAUUUACAAUGUUGUUAAAAUUGAUUUAAAAUAGAAAAGCACGUGACUAGGACCACAAUAAAAGCCUGAAAGAGUCAGAAGAUUUUAUUCAAGGAAAACGAAUGAGGAAACUUCCAAGAAGUAUCUGCCUAAGAACUGUUAUCUUGGUUAAAGAAAAAAAGAGAGGAAAUGAAAAAGAAGAUCCGUUCGAGGACACGCGUCAGAGUUAGAAUAGCUGAGAGUGAAAAUUCGUAACGACUCUAUAAAUAGUUGAUCCAUGUGGAAAUAAGUAAGAGGACAUCGAUGGCGCAGGGACUUGCUCUUCGGAACUCGAGAACUCGGGUUAUAUUAUACUCAGCUAAGCGCAAGUCUCCAAGUGCCUUGCCUUUUUGUGUAUCCUAUGUGUUUAUUUAAUUCAAUCAUUUAUAAAGUUUUUAAUUUAUCAAGACAGAUAUAAUUUAAUGAUGAAUAGAAAUGUAAAGACUUUAAUUUAUUGAAGUUUUUACAGUUUAUUGAAUUUUCAUUCGUUAUACGAUGCUAUUAUUUUAUAUUUAUAUAAUAGAUAUUUAAUUAUUUGUUAAAAUCAAUCUAGCAGAAUUUUUAUUCUUCCUCAAAUUCAUUUUUUCUUCUUUGUAAAUAUUAUUUAACGGACGUUCUUUCGAAAGACAUUUUUUCGAAUGUGAUUUACAUAGUUAGAUAAAUGUAGUUUUAUAAAGGGAACAGAAAUAUGCAUUUAAUUGAGAUUCGAUUUGAUUGUGCAGAUAUCAGGAUAUCGAAUAGACCUGUGAGUGAAAAUAGAUUUCCUGAGAAUGUAUAUUUUCUUUCUGAUUUUGGUUUCAGUUGGACCACCGAAAAUAAAAUAGCCAAGAACUCGUUCAUUGCAACUUGUUCUUUUAAUAUAAAUUUUAAAACUUGUUGUUAAGAUGUUCAAUU
This is a messenger RNA of Apis mellifera (honey bee), 5529 nucleotides long. Its product is annotated as C-Maf-inducing protein. The record is from RefSeq and is a predicted model, not a curated record. The coding region runs from base 1200 to 4286 and encodes 1028 amino acids. Lineage: Eukaryota; Metazoa; Arthropoda; Insecta; Hymenoptera; Apidae. The transcript is spliced from 9 exons.